CUCAGCGCCCGAUCUCGGCCCGCCGGCACCUCCGCCGCCGCCGCGCCGCCGCCGCCGCCGUUGAAGCACUCUGACGGUUCUUUCUGUUUGUAUCUCUUUCUAUGUCUCUGUUUAUCUCCUUCGUGCUCUUAUUCCUGCAAAUUGUGAGAUUAUAGCGAUCUAUAUGCUCAUCAAUUCGUCUAUUCAUUGUGUGUGGUGAAGUGGCAACUGAGAAUUCUUGGUCAAACUCGUUGUUUUGAUCAUUGAUCGGGAGUUGAUAGUUUGGUUGAGGCUACUUGCUUAACACCUUCCUGCUACUUUGCACUAGUUCUCUGGGUGUUGGAUAUGGGCGCUCCCAAGCAGAAAUGGACAGCAGAGGAAGAGUCUGCACUUAAAGCUGGAGUGAUCAAGUAUGGGGCUGGGAAAUGGCGCGCAAUUUUGAAAGAUCCAGAAUUUAGUGGGACAUUGUGCUUGCGGUCCAAUGUUGAUCUCAAGGACAAAUGGAGAAAUUUGACUGUGACGGCAAGCGGAUGGGGAUCUCGAGAGAGGGCUAGGCUUGCCCUAAAAAAGGGCAAAGAUGUGCCAAAGCAUGACGACAAUCCCCUCGCUCUUGAAGUUGUCGAAGACGAAUUUGAUGAUGAAAUCAUCGACGCAAAGCCUCUUGCAAUCUCUGCUGAAAAUUUGCAUAUCAACCGGCCACAGAAAGCUUCCUUAAAGCUGGAAAGUCUGAUAUUUGAAGCUAUAAUGAGUCUGAAAGAGCCUUCUGGAUCUAACAAGACUGAUAUUGCCAUAUAUAUUGAGGACCGGCUCGUGACUCCUCCAGAAGAUCUUAAAAAAUUGUUGUCAGCAAAACUGAAGGCUUUGACUGCAAGUGGGAAGUUGAUCAAGGUAAAGCGCAAGUAUAGGGCAGCAACUGGUCCAUCUGCUUCAGAAGGGAGAAAAUCCAAUGGUUUGCUUUCUGAGGGAAGACCAAGGGACACCUCCAAAUUGGAGAAAGAUGGUCCCAAAAUGUUACUGAAAUCUGAAAUCGAUGCUGAGUUAGCGAGCAUGAGAAACAUGACUGCAAAGGAGGCUGCAGCUGCUGCUGCUCGAGCAGUUGCUGAGGCAGAGGCAGCCAUGGCAGAAGCUGAGGAAGCAAUGAGGGAGGCUGAGGAGGCCGAAGCCGAGGCAGAAGCAGCACAAGCCUUUGCUGAGGCAGCAAUGCGGACUCUGAAUAACAGAACUGCAGCCAAACAGAAGCCUCGAGCUUGAGAGGAUCGUCUUCGCUCUCCAAACUGCUUUUCGUGAGCUUU
Molecule: messenger RNA, 1271 nt
Organism: Dioscorea cayenensis subsp. rotundata (Guinea yam)
Lineage: Eukaryota; Viridiplantae; Streptophyta; Magnoliopsida; Dioscoreales; Dioscoreaceae
Product: single myb histone 6-like
Exons: 7
Coding region: 325-1230 (301 amino acids)
Biological process (GO): nucleosome assembly
Cellular component (GO): nucleosome
Molecular function (GO): double-stranded telomeric DNA binding
Source: RefSeq, a predicted model, not a curated record